Closterium sp. NIES-67 is the source of this 1447-nucleotide messenger RNA. The record is from the annotation of a GenBank genome assembly. NCBI's taxonomy places the organism in Eukaryota, Viridiplantae, Streptophyta, Zygnematophyceae, Desmidiales, Closteriaceae.
AUUUGACGACUCCUGCUUCAUCAGGCCAAGCCAAAGCUGCUUGAAACUACAGUCACGCAUUAGAUUGACGGAGCUUACUUUUUGUCUGUAGAGGCCGGCCCUGCAGCCGCUAGGCGGUGCUGGCGUUGAUGGCAGUAGAUAAUAUGGAUGCGUCUGCUAACCCGGACGCUGCUGUUCCAGAGGAAUCCAGCCAUUUACAGGACAAAGAGUCUCUAGAGAAGAAAGAUGCAGCAGAUUCGCAUGUUAUUGAUUCGCAGGGAUCCGCUCACUCUUCCCGAUCAGGUGGGAAGAUAUUUAUAGGAGGCAUUUCGUGGGAAACGAAAACAGAGGACUUGAUUGAGCACUUCAAGCAGUAUGGGACCAUCGUGGAUGCGGUUGUCAUGAAGGAUCGCGCAACGGGCCGCCCACGUGGAUUUGGCUUCGUCACUUUUGAGGAUCCCGCUGCGUGUGAUAAAGUAGUGGAAGAUCAGCACGUCAUUGGUGGCCGAGCGGUGGAAGCUAAGAAGUCGGUUCCACAAAAUGCUAGUGCAGGAAGGAGUCCGAGGACGAAGAAGAUAUUCGUUGGGGGCCUUGCUGGCAGCACCACAGAAGAGGAAUUUAAUGCGUACUUCUCGAAUUUCGGGAAUGUGGUGGAUCGCCAAGUGAUGAUGGAUCAUAACACAGGCCGAUCUCGCGGGUUUGGCUUCGUCACCUUUGACAAUGAACAGUCGGUUGAAAAUGUCUUGGCUCAAGGAAAAAUGCAUCAACUUGGCAACAAACAGGUCGAGGUGAAGAAAGCGGAGCCCAGAAGAAUGGAUGCUCCUGGUGGGCAUGACAGCUACGGUGUAAGGGGUCGUCGUCAUGGCGUAGAGUACAGCUCGGGAGGCUAUGGGGCUCCGGGGAGCUACGGAGAAGCCCCUGUGACUGGUUAUAGGGGCGACUAUGCCUACGGCCCUGCUUAUCCAGGCGCUUAUGGCGUCCCAUAUGGCGCAAUGUACAUGGGAAGCGGCGGAUACAGGCCUUACCCUGGCUAUGGAGACGCAUAUGCACAAAUCCCUUACAAUGCAGAAGGCCAGGGAGGGUAUGCAAACAGCCCUUUCAGUGGUGCAGCAGGUGCCAGCGCUUAUAUUCCUAAUGCUGGACCGCCAUAUGGGGACAGCAAUGAAGGAUACGGGCCACCAAGCUAUUCAGGAGGGUAUCCGCCUGUUGGACCUGGUUUGCCUGCAGAAUACAGCGGGAUGGGGGGAGCAUAUGCAGGUGGAUUUGCUGCAUAUCCUGUUAGUCCGUAUGGGCCGCCACCAGCAUCACCAGGGCAAGCGGGUUUCAUUGGGGAGAGGGGUGUAAUUUUUCCUGGCCCUGGCCAAUUCCAUCCGUAUGGACAGGUAUGAUUGCGCUUGUCUUGCUGGCCCCUUAGUUUCCUCUACGUGUUGAUGCUUAUUCAUUAUUUUAAAAAAAAAAAUGUUAACUA